GCAACAGCGUCGCUUGAUAUCAAACUGGAAAGUACGGAACAAUGCUUUACUUUCAUUUUCACUUUUUAUGCUGAGUAACUAGUCGAAAUGGCUGCUGUAGAUAUUCGCCUCGCGUCGAAGAAACAGGUGGAUGACUUCAACCAGAAGCUCACCAAAGAGGCAGAACAGCUGGUCUCAAAAUUUUUCCCUCAGAAGAUUGAAGAGCUGCAGAUGCUGCUGAAGACAUCAUUCAGCUGCGAUGACCUGGCCUCUUUGAAGGCUCCGCUGGACAUCCCGAUACCAGACCCAGCUAAAGAGGAGGCCAAACGCAAGAGGAAGGAGGAGAAGGAGAAAAAAGAGGGGAAGAAAGACAAGGACAGCGAUAAAGAGGACGAAGAAUCAGGGCCUCCCUGUGGUCCCAUCUGCUGCAACGAACGAGUAGAGAGCCUCCUGCAGCAGGUCAAGCCUCAAAUCCAGACACUGAAGGAGAAGCUCAACACGGUGUCUAUGUGGGUGCAACUCCAAAUUCCUAGAAUUGAGGAUGGCAACAACUUUGGAGUGGCUGUGCAGGAGAAAGUGUUUGAGCUGCUGACCAACACACGCACCAAGAUUGAGGGAUUCCAAACUCAGAUUUCUAAAUAUUACAAUGAGAGAGGUGAUGCUGUGGCCAAAGCCUCCAAACAAUCCCAUGUGGGAGACUACAGACAGCUGGUUCACGAGCUGGACCAGUAUCAGUACAAUGAGCUCCGCCUUGUGGUGCUGGACAUCCGCAACACAUAUGCUGUGCUGUUUGACAUCAUUAACAAGAACUACGACAAGAUUAAGAGGCCAAGAGGAGACGGCAAAGCUCUCAUCUACUGAGGCUGGCUCCAGCACACUCACAGGCUAGUCUCCUGCAGACAGGAUUUCAAACAAGAUACAACUAGUGCUGUAUGACAUUAUCGUUAUAUAACAAAACACUCGCUCUGCCAAAACUGUCUCCAUUUCCUUAUUUCGCAUGCAUUUUGGUUCAGAUUACAAAUUAAAGCAAUAUGAUUCCUAUAAC
This is a messenger RNA of Scomber japonicus (chub mackerel), 1024 nucleotides long. It is a transcript of the gene psme1, whose product is annotated as proteasome activator subunit 1. The coding region runs from base 88 to 840 and encodes 250 amino acids. Gene Ontology annotation, biological process: positive regulation of endopeptidase activity; regulation of proteasomal protein catabolic process; regulation of G1/S transition of mitotic cell cycle. NCBI's taxonomy places the organism in Eukaryota, Metazoa, Chordata, Actinopteri, Scombriformes, Scombridae. Gene Ontology annotation, molecular function: endopeptidase activator activity. Gene Ontology annotation, cellular component: cytoplasm; nucleoplasm; proteasome activator complex. The record is from RefSeq and is a predicted model, not a curated record. The transcript has 12 exons.